Molecule: messenger RNA, 3021 nt
Organism: Komagataella phaffii GS115
Lineage: Eukaryota; Fungi; Ascomycota; Pichiomycetes; Pichiales; Pichiaceae
Product: ER membrane localized phosphoryltransferase that adds phosphoethanolamine
Exons: 1
Coding region: 1-3021 (1006 amino acids)
Biological process (GO): GPI anchor biosynthetic process
Cellular component (GO): endoplasmic reticulum membrane
Molecular function (GO): mannose-ethanolamine phosphotransferase activity
Source: RefSeq, a predicted model, not a curated record
AUGUCAAACGGCUAUGAUGCACGGUCGAUAAGCAACAGUCCCAGUCAAAUAGAAGAAAGUUCAGAUAUCGGUAGCAAUCUGUUACGGCAACGACGGCUGAUGAAACAGGCCUACGAAAAGUUUCAGUUCAAAAGCCGAAAAUUGGGUUAUCUCCAUAAUGUCUAUUCCCGUGUACUGCUAUUGUUGGGGAUCCUUCAAGUGAUUGGAAUCAUUUUCUUUACUAAAGGCUUCCUUCUUUCAAGGACGGUUUUGCCCAACAUUGCAAGUUGUGAAAAUGGCGACUGUUUCAAGGCUUCUAGUUUCAAUAGAACUGUGCUGUUAGUUAUUGACGCCUUAAGAUUCGAUUUUGUUAUACCAGUGGAAGAGUCCUCAAUGAUGUAUCAUAACAAAUUGACAACUCUAUAUGAUUUGUCCAUAAAUGAACCAGAGAACUCAUUACUUUUGAAGUUCAUUGCAGAUCCCCCGACAACUACUUUACAGCGACUUAAGGGACUCACUACUGGAUCCUUACCUACUUUUGUUGAUGCUGGCUCUAACUUUGACGGUGACACGAUAGACGAAGACAACUGGGUGAGUCAGCUGAAAUCUCACAAUAGAAAUGUAGCAUUCGUUGGUGAUGAUACAUGGACGGCUAUGUUUAAUCCUUUCAUUUAUCAGAACCUUUCUUACCCUUACGAGUCUUUAAACGUAUGGGAUUUGCACACGGUGGAUAAUGGAGUCAUUGAGCAUUUAUUCCCUAUAAUCAACGAAUAUAACGACUGGGACUUUCUAAUUGGCCAUUUCUUGGGCGUUGAUCAUUGUGGUCAUAGACAUGGUCCUCAUCAUUUUGCGAUGGCUGAAAAACUAAUACAAAUGGACCAAGUGAUCAACCAGGUGAUGGAUAGCAUAGAUGAUGAAACUCUUUUGAUUAUUAUCGGUGACCACGGUAUGGAUGAAACAGGAAAUCAUGGAGGGGAAUCUACAGAUGAAGUCGAAAGCACUCUUUUUAUGUACUCGAAGAAACCCUUUUUUGGAAGAUUUCAGACCCCGAAUGCUUAUGAUAUUCAGGAUAAGGGUUCUAACUAUCGUUGGGUGAACCAAAUAGACCUUGUGCCGUCUAUAUCAAUGCUUACUGGUAUUCCUAUCCCUUUCAACAACCUAGGACAACCAAUAGAGGAAUGUUUUACUGGACCUAGUCACACACCAUUGGAUUUAGCUUCCGCUAACUAUUACACAGCUAAUCAGAUUAACAAUUAUAGACAAAAUUCUGAAACGUUGAAAGAUGAUAGCCAAGUGAAUGACUUGUUUCAAGAUAUUCAAUCGAUGUGGAACUCAAUUACACUAGAUUCGAAUACCUCAGCAUUAAACGAAAAAUGCGUCGAGUAUCAAAAGAUAUCCUUGGAAAGAUGUAAAGAUCUUUGGGCAAGAUUUGAUAUGCUCGGGAUUGGCAUCGGUAUUGGAAUCAUAGCAGCAUCAUUGGUCAUUACUGUGGUUUAUUCGAAACUGGUACCUUCAGUUGUCAUACCUCAGUUGAACGAGCAAAUGUUUACCUCGAGCCUUGCUUUGAUAUUCGUCUAUUUGGUUGUUAUGGCAUCCAUUCACUUAAUACUGAAGCCUGAAAACUUGUCUCUAACAAUGGCCCUUGCGCUUGGUGUUGCGAUCGGAAUAAUUAACGGCACCUUGGCUCCUAUAAUGGAUAGGUAUUCUCUGCAAUGGCUAAUUGGAAAAUUGAUAGAAUUAUUACAUUGGGAUUUUUGGACAUACUUAGGAUUACUGUUGAUUACGUUGCAUACUUUGAUAUUCACUUCCAAUUCUUUCAUCAUUUGGGAAGAUAAGAUUUGCUCAUUCUUCCUGCUUACUUUCGGUGUUUGUGCGUUAUUCGCAUCUUUCAGACUGAACACUGCACUGAAAAGACUUAUAACCAGUUACCACGCUCUAUCUUUCAUCAUAUCAACACGCAUGGUUUCUGUCAUUACCUUAUGCCGUGAGGAGCAACAACCAAAAUGUAGUACAACGUUUGGAAAAAGUUUGUGGGCCAUUUUCAUGUUGUUCCUAGCCUCAUAUUUUGUGCCUGCAACAAUCAAAGGCUUUUAUAAUAUUUCAUCUUCCUACCAAGGUGCAGCUCCAUUGUGGAUUGAUAAGGGAAUGAGGUAUUCAAUUUUUGUUAUCGGAGUUUAUUGGGCUUUGGAUUACAUAGAAAACAAUGACUACUUGAACAAAGCAUUGGAUAUCCCAUUUCCAAUACUUGCCUCUAUCAAAUUCACUAUAUCAAGACUGAUAUUUGGAAUUACAAUGGUAGCUGCCAACAUUGGAUGGCUAAUGGGUCCUUUAUGUGUCAAGAUUAAUGUCAUGAAUGAACAGAACAAGGAACAGGGUCCUAAAGAAGUUAAGAUUUUGGGAUACGGUAAUGUUUAUGGAUCUUCAUACUUUUUACUAAUUGCCAACUUUACCUGUGCAAUUCUACUUUUCAACAAACCGCUUGGAGCCUUAUCCAUAUGCGUUCUGGUGCAUCAAAUCUUAACAUUACUGGAGCUGGCUAAUUUGCUGAGAAUUAGAACAAACUUGAUAUCCAUAGUUGUGUUGAUACUGUUGUCAUACUUGCACUUUUUCACAACUGGUCAUCAAGCUACAUUACAGGCCAUCCAUUGGGAGACUGGAUUUAUGAUGACCGAGAAGAUUACUUUCCCCUUUACUCACAUUGGGAUUAUAUUUAACACACUAGGCCCUUUUAUUAUAGUGUAUUUGAGCGUACCGCUUUUGGUACUAUGGAAGAUCCCACCAACUAAUAAACCGAUUUCUCUAAUUGGGAAAGUGGCGGAGAAUUGUACUGCUUUAUCAGCAUACCAAACAUGUUUAACAUUGUCGACGUUGAUUAUGACAGCAAAUUUCCGUCGCCAUUUGAUGGUUUGGAAAAUUUUUGCUCCCAGGUUUAUGCUCAAUGGAAUAUUGGCCAUCCUACUAAAUGUUGUAGUGUUUGGGGUUGGAUUUUACAUUGCACUGGGUCGAAUAGUUAGGAAGAUUAACAACAUCUUCGGGAAAUAA